AUGCUGCCACAGUUCCUAAGGCCGAGAGGCGGAUAUAUACUUCAAACGCAGCAGACGUCUCCGGGACAGAGACAGAAGCUCCUGCUGCAGCGUCCGGCAAGCGUCGGGCACCUCUCACAAGUGGAUGCGCAGCAGUUGCAGCAGCUGCAACUGCAGCAGCCGCCACUGUGGGAGCCGCGGCAGCAACUGCAGCAGCAGCAGCUAGUGCGGCAGCAGCAGCAGCAGCAGAAGCACGAGCUCGAAAGGGUGACCAGCGCAGUACAACAACGCAGGCAAGAUUUUCCAGCCUGGCCUUGGAAGUCUUCGAGAGGAGUAGUCAAUUCGUGGACGGAAAGUGAAGCAGAUGUUUCCGAGAAACAGCACAAAAACAUUGCUAGUUCAUCAAACUCGUCAAUCGGAAAGGAAGCAGCUGCUGAUGGGAGAAUUGAUGAGGACGCGUACGAAGCCUGCUGCAAUAAGCUGUGGGCCGUCUCACCGGCAGAUCUGUUCUCUCUAGACAUCACAGCGGCAUGCCAAGGGUCAACAGGUUCUCUGCAAAGGGCAGCAGCUGCUGCUGCUGUUGCAGUACAACAAGAAAGAAGACAAGCAGCUUUCGGAUCUGCUAUGAAGCAGCUGCUUGAUGCAGAGAAUGAGGCGCAGCAGAUGUGCAAGUCGCCAAAGACAGGCAGGCCCAGCGCCGCCGACAAGUCUUGA
Molecule: messenger RNA, 693 nt
Organism: Rangifer tarandus platyrhynchus (Svalbard reindeer)
Lineage: Eukaryota; Metazoa; Chordata; Mammalia; Artiodactyla; Cervidae
Source: the annotation of a GenBank genome assembly